This is a messenger RNA of Ceratitis capitata (Mediterranean fruit fly), 3173 nucleotides long. Its product is annotated as pyruvate dehydrogenase phosphatase regulatory subunit, mitochondrial. Gene Ontology annotation, molecular function: oxidoreductase activity; protein binding. Gene Ontology annotation, cellular component: cytoplasm; mitochondrial matrix; mitochondrion. The coding region runs from base 276 to 3071 and encodes 931 amino acids. The transcript has 7 exons. Lineage: Eukaryota; Metazoa; Arthropoda; Insecta; Diptera; Tephritidae. The record is from RefSeq and is a predicted model, not a curated record.
GUAACAGCUGAUUGGAGUUUGCUAUAUUUUUAGUAAUAAUCAAACGAAAGACAAACGACAAUUUUUCACAAAAAAAGUUGUACCGUCUUGCACUUGUCUAUAAUUUAGUGAAGAAAACUAAUCGAAAACUAGUUUGUAAUUGUUUAAAACUAUAAAUAGUGCUGUGUGAAGACAAUAACAAUUUACAUUUGAUGAUUGGAGAGCAAAUAUACGCUAUUUAAUUGCAUUGUGCAAAUUAGGAAGGAACCCACCGAGCAACAAACAAAGUACUAAUAAUGCUACGUCUACGCAGUGGUGCCAUCAUCACCACUAAAUUACAAGAUUUUCUGCGUUUCCAACAACAAUUUGGUACGCGAUCAUUUCACAUCACCAACAUAUGUGCGCUACAGCAAAAAACGGAAACAGGUGAACAACCGCAAGCGAAUGUGCUACGAAAGCGUAAAUUCAAGCCACACGAGCCGGAUAGUGCUGCAGCCAUGGUCAAGCUGCCGGAACAGGCGCGCGUUGUUAUAUGCGGCGGUGGCACAGUAGGUGCAUCACUUGCCUAUCAUCUAGCGCUGCAAGGCUGGGGCAAAGAUACACUUCUAAUCGAACAAGAUAAAGUUGGUGGCGGCAAUCCAUGGGCCGCUAGCGGUUUGGCGGGGCGCUUUGAACCCAGCUAUACAGAGUUAAAAUUGGCCGAAUACUCAAUUGAUCUGAUUAAAUCGCUGGCGGCGCAGGGACUGUCGACAGGUUGGCAGCCGGUCGGUAGCUUGAAUUUGGCACGCACUUUCGAUCGUAUGACCGCUUUCCAUCGCAUGCGCUCGCAAGGUCGCGCUUGGGGCAUCAAUUGUGAGGUACUCACGCCAGAGCAAUGCAAAGAACGUUGUCCUUUGAUUGAGACAAGCGAUCUAGCUGGUGGUUUGUGGAUACCUGAAGAUGGUGUAUGUGAUCCACAUGAGGUUUGCACUGCUUUCAUCGGUGAGGCGCAACGUUUGGGUGUGCAAGUGGUUGAGAAAUGCGCUGUACUAAAAAUCAAUAGUGCGCACGGUAAAGUGAGUCGCAUUGAAACGACAGCGGGUGAUGUGCUCUGCGAUUACUUUGUCAAUUGUACCGGCUUUUGGGCGCGUGGUGUGGGUACGCUAUCAACCCCGCAAGUAAAAGUGCCACUAAAAGCGGUAGAACAUCAUUAUUUGCACACAAAACCAAUUGAGGGGCUGGAUCCAAUGACGCCAUUUGUGCGCGACUACGAUGGUGGCGUGUACUUUCGGGAAAAAAAUGGACGCAUACUGGCAGGCGGUUUUGAGCGUGAAGCGAAAAUGCUCUACGAAGAUGGCAUCAUACCGUUGUCGCAGAAAGAACGCGAGCUGCCGCCAGACUGGGAUCAUUUUCACAGCCUACUCGAUGAACUACUGCACCGCGUGCCGUUACUAAAGUCUUCACUACUCGAUCGCUUAACCAACUCUCUAGAAGCGUUUUCGCCCGAUUGCAAAUGGAUUUUGGGUGAGGCGCCGGAAAUACAAAACUACUAUGUUUCGGCUGGCAUGAAAACUAUAGGCGUCUCAGCAGCUGGUGGCAUUGGUCGUGCAAUUGCCGAUUUGAUAGUAAAGGGUCAAACAUUCUUGGAUCUGCACAUUUUGGACAUCAGCCGCUUUCUGGGCUUGCAUAAUAAUCGCAAAUUUUUGCGUGAUCGCUGCAAGGAGGUACCGGGCAAACACUUUGAAAUCAAUUAUCCGUUCCAUGAAUUCAAAACUGGGCGCAACUUGCGUAUGUCGCCUAUCUAUCCAGCGCUGAAAGAAGCGGGCGCGGUCUUCGGUCAAACUAUGGGUUAUGAGCGACCGAAUUAUUUCGAUCCGAGUGACAAGAGGGAUGAAUUUGGCAUCACAAGCUUUCGCACCGCCGAAACGAAAACCUUCGGGAAACCGCCCUGGUUCGAUCAUGUCGCCAACGAGUACAAUGCCUGUCGUGAGCGUAUCGGCAUCGCCGACUAUAGUUCGUUUACCAAAUAUGAUCUAUGGUCGAAGGAACAUGAAGUUGUCGAUUUACUACAAUAUCUAUGUUCCAACGAUGUCGAUGUGCCGGUGGGUUCUAUUAUACACACUGGCAUGCAGAACCAUUUUGGCGGCUAUGAGAAUGAUUGUUCAAUAGCGCGUCUAUCAGAGCGGCAUUAUAUGAUGAUUGCGCCAACAGUGCAACAGACGCGUUCCAUCACCUGGAUACGCAAACAUAUGCCAAAUCAUUUGAGAUCUGGUGUUAAUGUCGCUGAUGUGACAUCGAUGUAUACCGCCAUAUGCAUACUGGGUCCAUAUACACGCAUUUUACUCUCCGAAUUGACCGAUACAGAUUUGACGCCAAAGAAUUUUCCAUUUUUCACAUAUAAAGAACUCGACGUUGGCUUGGCUAAUGGCGUACGCGUGCUAAAUAUAACGCACACCGGCGAAUUGGGUUACGUUUUGUAUAUACCAAAUGAGUUUGCAUUGCAUGUGUAUACGCGUCUGUAUCAAGCGGGACAGAAGUUCGGCAUACAUCAUGCUGGUUACUAUGCCACACGCACCCUACGAAUUGAGAAAUUCUACGCUUUCUGGGGACAGGAUUUAAAUACAUUUACAACACCAUUGGAGUGUGGACGCAGCUGGCGUGUUAAAUUGAAUAAACCAAUUAACUUCAUUGGCCGCGAUGCGUUGCUCAAACAACGUGAGGAGGGCGUUAAACGCAUGUAUGUGCAGUUGUUGCUCAACGAUCAUGAUCAUGAGGUGGAUCUAUGGUGUUGGGGUGGUGAACCCAUCUAUCGUGAUGGUAAAUAUGUCGGUAUGACCACGACCACCGGCUAUGGUUUCACCUUUAAGAAGCAAGUUUGUCUCGGUUUUGUUCGCAAUUUCGCUGAAGAUGGCACUGAGUUGCCCGUUACCAAUGAUUACAUACUAUCAGGUCAUUAUGAGGUGGAAGUGGCCGGUAUGCGUUUCGAUGCGAAGGUCAAUUUGCAUUCACCUAAUUUACCAACGAAAUUCCCCGACAAGGAGCGUGAGGCAUAUCAUGCGACACGCGAUAAACAAGGCCAAGCCGAUUUGUUGUCGUAUGAGACCAAGUACUGAGCUGCGAUGUGCAGGGAGAAACAAAAAAAAAUAAAAAGAAAAUUAAAAAAAAAAAAUAAAUAAAAAUAAAUUGACAGCAACAACAUGUGCUCGUUGUGGCGG